Molecule: messenger RNA, 783 nt
Organism: Lithohypha guttulata
Lineage: Eukaryota; Fungi; Ascomycota; Eurotiomycetes; Chaetothyriales; Trichomeriaceae
Exons: 2
Coding region: 1-783 (260 amino acids)
Source: RefSeq, a predicted model, not a curated record
AUGGCGGGCUACCUUGAGCUGCUCGACCUUCCGGCGGAGGUCCUGAUUAAGAUGUUGAUGUACUUCUUUCUGUUCACAAACAUCAAGGUAAACCAUGCACACUUCACGAGUCUCAACGACAAGCGAAGAGUCAAUGACGAACAAUACCGAUGUGUCCCGCAGAAAUGGCUUACACCCAUGUUGACCUGCAAGGUCCUGAAAAUUCAUGGAAUGAAGGCCUUCAUGCAACAAGCAUUGUUUCACUACAAAGGCCAGGAAAGAACUACAUUUCAGGAUUUGUACUUCACCACGUCUGUGGCCAGUCAAGUUCGAUGCGUCUCGGCAGACUUUGAUACUCUCAUUCAGAUCAGCAAGUGUAUCAAUAACAAGUACGGAUUCAAGAGCUUGAAGCAAUUCAUUGUGAAGGACUCAGUGCAUGGAAAUCUAGUGGACGGCAGAGCAGUCAGAAAGGCACGAGCAGUCUUAAAGGCACGACAGAUCGAGCUCACUGGCUUCGUUGCUAUUGUUGGACCACCUCUUACUCGGCACUUUCCUAUCCACCCACCCAUUCUUCAAACCUACAUCGUCAAUCGCUCACACAGACGGUGGCAGAAACUCAAGCUGAUCUUUGAGGUCGACGGCAACGUCAUCAUCACAGAUAUGGAGAACAUGGGGAACGAUUUCUUCAGAAACAUCGGAGCCGUAUUUGAUGCCUUCACCGCCGGUGUACACAAGCCUCGUGGUUAUGCAUUCGACGGCUUGGACAAGUACAUGAAUGAGGAUGCACCCGAAUGGCAGAAAUAA